Molecule: messenger RNA, 904 nt
Organism: Chaetomium fimeti
Lineage: Eukaryota; Fungi; Ascomycota; Sordariomycetes; Sordariales; Chaetomiaceae
Exons: 1
Coding region: 175-816 (213 amino acids)
Source: RefSeq, a predicted model, not a curated record
GAUCUUUCAUUCGCCGAACCUGCCUGAUGGACGGUCUGUUUCAAGUGUCAGUGCAACAAUGAACACGUCGAGACCACUGAGCUGCAGCCAAGGCGCUUUGUGCAGCACAUAAUUCGUAGUUUAAAUGUCGGACAUCGCUGGUUUCCUUUAAUCCGACCCCGAGUUCUCCCAACAAUGGAUGGAAGGGCUUGGACGAAGUUGUUUGUUGUGUCAGCACAAUGCACGGAACGACGUCAUCCCCGACAUUUAGAUUUGCAAUCCCCGACAGGUUACGGGCCUGCUCCAUCGAAAAAGAAAAUAACUAACCACUGCACUGACGGGGCGAACGAGACCCGUUCGCCAUUAUCCGAGGGCACUCCUGAUCGAAGUGAUUUGCGGCCCCCAGCGUCAGAACCCAAGUGCAUCAGCAAUGCUCGUCAAUUUCUCCACAACGCAAUCCGAUUCUGGUCGCAUUGGACCCAUGCACCCCAGACUGAGACCCCACAAUGGAUGGCAACUCAUCCCGCGUCCGGCCAAAAUAGGAUCUUGGCGAUUGGUGCACGGGCCAGCUCCAUCCCGCGCUCCCACGCGACACAAAACCGAGAGAGUUGUGCCAGGGCCGAAAGAGGCUACCGAGGCACGCGAGCUGCGCUUCGGGUGCCAGCUUCUUGCUUCAAUGUUUCUUUUUCCAACACCGACUUGCCCAACUCGCCUUUCGCCUUUUUUUAUUACUAUAUAGGUACCGAAGCACCGAGGUUGGUAUGCCCGGCCCAGCCAUGCUCGCCCGAGCCAUCCUUGUCAACCGAGGCGGUUCCUCGCCACAAGAUGAACAACUGAGGGAUUUCGGGGUUUGAACCAAGAAUUCCAUUGAGAAAACGGCACUAUCAUCAUAUAUGCAAUGCAAUAUCAGUCAAUACUUCCAAAA